Botrytis porri is the source of this 1688-nucleotide messenger RNA. RefSeq lists its product as uncharacterized. Bases 1 to 1038 code for a protein of 345 amino acids. The transcript is spliced from 2 exons. Gene Ontology annotation, molecular function: protein kinase regulator activity. NCBI's taxonomy places the organism in Eukaryota, Fungi, Ascomycota, Leotiomycetes, Helotiales, Sclerotiniaceae. Gene Ontology annotation, cellular component: protein kinase CK2 complex; cytoplasm. The record is from RefSeq and is a predicted model, not a curated record.
AUGUCUUCCUCCUCUGGAACUCCAGAAUCCUGGAUCUCUUCUUUCUGCGCAUUAUUGGGACAUGAAUACUUUGCAGAGAUAUCGGAGGAAUUCAUAGAAGAUGACUUCAAUUUGACAGGUUUACAAACACAAGUAGCUAUGUAUAAGGAAGCACUCGAGAUGAUCUUAGAUGUCGAGCCAGAAGAGGAUGAGGACGAAGAUGACGAAGAGGAGGAUGAGGAUGAGGAUGCAUCUAUUGAGGGCGAGGAUCGAUCAGGACGUAAAGCUGCAGCCGAAAGAAGACAUCAACGAAUGGCAAGCGAUCUAUCAAUUAUAGAAUCCUCCGCAGAGAUGCUCUAUGGUCUUAUCCAUCAACGAUUUAUCUGUUCUCGAGCUGGUAUACAACAAAUGUCCGAGAAGUACGACCUUGCCCAUUUUGGUGUCUGUCCACGAACACAUUGCGAACAAGUCCGCACUUUGCCCGUAGGAUUAUCUGAUGUACCAGGCGAAGAUACCGUCAAAUUGUUCUGUCCCUCCUGUCUCGAUGUAUACGUUCCUCCGAAUUCCCGAUUCCAAACAGUCGAUGGUGCCUACUUUGGACGAACUUUUGGGGCGCUCUUUCUACUCACAUUCCCCGACUACGAUAUUAGUAAGAAGGGAUUAGAAGCAUUAAGUGGGCAUGGAGGCAGAAGUUUACAACAUUCCAACGAUGAAGAAAAGGAAAAGAUCAACGGUAUGAAUGCAUCAAACCUUGCACCUGGUCUCGGCAAAGGCAAAGUCUACGAACCCAAAAUUUACGGAUUCAAAGUUUCGGAGAGAGCACGAAGUGGUCCUCGAAUGGGCUGGUUGAGGAAACGACCAGAUGAGGUUAGAGAGUUGGACGAAGCGACCGCAUAUGCGCUAGAGCAUGCUGAGGAUAGUGAUGAGGGUAUCGACGUUGCACCUGGUGGCGCCAGUGCGAGUGCUCGACUCAAGCCACGGAGGAGGAAUCCAAGAGCAGUGACAAACAAUGGAGGUAGCCCUAUGAGCGUAGAAGCCAACGGAGAGAUUUUUUCGUAGCAUGAUUCUUGAUUGAAAAGAUUGAGGGGUGGACGGAGGGGCGUUUAGGUGCUUUUAAUCGUCGCGGCGAUGGAUGAAUGAUACAGUAGAUGGUUUGGCUUUUAUGAUUAUCAUAUGGCUUGUGUUUGCAAAUCAACUCAGAGACAUAUAUUGGCGGAUUCGAGCGCAUGCGGUUGCUUGCUUAAUUGUUUAUUACAUGUGUAAUGAGCGAGCGCGAGAGAAAUGCAUCUAUUUUUGCAUAUGGGUGGUUUACUCUGGUUCGGUUGAAUGGGUGAUUGUGAGACAUAAUUUGAGUGGUGGCUAUGGGAGAGUAUUAUGGUCGGGUGUUGGGGGGGGAGGACUGAAGUGGAGGGAAAAGAUAAAAGCGUUGCAAGGAAUGAAAGAGUAUAUUUGCUAUAGGAAUGAAAUGGGAUGGUUGUACCUAUGUCAAGAAACUAAAGAUGAGAUCAGAUAAAUAGUUGAUAUUCAUGAUGAUUUUAUCUCGUGCUUCGGAUUUCGUUGUGCUUCCUUGCAUCUCUCGCCUCGCUUAUGAUUCGUCCUGCUCAUUUUGCUCACUUGGAAGUUGGUGCACUGUGAGUACAAACUGGAGAAUGUGUAGUUCAUUACUCAUAUUAUUGCUUAUUGUAAUUAUGUUGAGAAAGCUUAAGUAG